CUCUCACUCAAAUGGGGAAACUGGCGGUUGCAGCAAUCACGAGCUUGUGGGUGAUUCCCAUGUCGAUCAUCGUCAACCACAUUGUUCCCAAUCCUUACAUGGACGAGAUAUUCCAUGUGCCUCAGGCUCAGCAAUACUGCAAUGGCAAUUUCAGGAGCUGGGAUCCUAUGAUCACUACCCCUCCUGGAUUGUACUAUCUAUCACUUGCACUUGCACAUGUUGCUUCUCUGUUUCCAGGGAUGUUGUUGAUGAGAACUUCUUCUCUGUCCUUCUCAGAAGCUUGCUCUACGUCUUUCCUGCGGUCUAUCAAUGCUGUUUUUGCAGUCUUGUGCGGUGUUCUAUCAUAUGAGAUUAUCAGGUUCUUGGGUCCGAGUCUCAGUGAUAGAAAAGCAACUUUGAUGGCUUUGGUCAUGUAUUUUUACCCUCUUCACUGGUUCUUCACUUUCCUCUACUAUACAGAUGUUUCGUCUCUCACCGCUUUUCUUGCCAUGUACCUCGCUUGUUUGAGGAAACGAUAUACUCUCAGUGCUUUGCAUCAAUAUUGUGCAAAGGAGGCUCAUUUGGUUUCACCACAUUUUGCGCAGAUAAUGUAUUUUAGCCUCGUCUCUGCGCUUUUCACUGCUCCCUUUCACUUCUCAGUAGAUCAACUGAGAAAUCUACUCCAAGAGCUCCGACGAAACUGGCCUUUAAGCCUUCUACUAACUCUUGUGGCUCUAAUAGCUUGUUUUGCCUCUGUACACUUUUUCAGCUUGGCUCAUCCUUACCUUCUGGCUGAUAACCGCCACUAUCCUUUCUAUCUAUGGAGGAAAAUUAUCAACGCUCAUUGGUUGAUGAAGUACAUGUUAGUCCCUGUUUACGUCUAUUCCUGGUUCUCAAUCCUAACUUUAUUAGCAAAAGCUCGAAGGAAGAUAUGGGUGUUGGUCUAUUUCUUAGCGACAUGUGCAGUUCUUGUUCCUACGCCAUUAAUCGAGUUUAGAUAUUACACCAUUCCGUUUUAUAUCUUCAUGCUUCACUCCUGUGUCAGCUGCACCACUACUUGGCUUCUCACUGCAACGGUUUUUAUCUGUAUCAAUGUGUAUACAAUGGCUAUGUUCUUGUUUAGACCAUUCGAGUGGAGUCAUGAGGAUGGUGUUCAGAGGUUUAUCUGGUAGGGACGGCUCAAAUAGUCGUCCUAGAAACUCAUCGAGGAGGUUUCACAUUCAUCGUCAGGAUCCUCAAAUCCGGUAUCUGAUUGAGUUUUGUUGGGGGUCUUAAUUUUGAUCGUUUUCAAAAUUGUUUAGGGUUGAAAUUGUAUAUUCUUGAAUAGCUUUUUACGUCUUCCCCGCCCUUUUCUACGUAUGUGAACUAUUUAUGACAUGACAAAUGUAAUGGUCCACCUAAUAAGGAAAUGCAAAGUGGAUGGUUUAUGUGUGAGAGAAUAUUA
Raphanus sativus (radish) is the source of this 1423-nucleotide messenger RNA. RefSeq names its product dol-P-Glc:Glc(2)Man(9)GlcNAc(2)-PP-Dol alpha-1,2-glucosyltransferase-like. The transcript has 6 exons. Bases 12 to 1151 code for a protein of 379 amino acids. The record is from RefSeq and is a predicted model, not a curated record. Lineage: Eukaryota; Viridiplantae; Streptophyta; Magnoliopsida; Brassicales; Brassicaceae. Gene Ontology annotation, cellular component: endoplasmic reticulum. Gene Ontology annotation, biological process: dolichol-linked oligosaccharide biosynthetic process; protein N-linked glycosylation. Gene Ontology annotation, molecular function: dolichyl pyrophosphate Glc2Man9GlcNAc2 alpha-1,2-glucosyltransferase activity.